Messenger RNA from Oreochromis niloticus (Nile tilapia), 3709 nucleotides. RefSeq names its product abl-interactor 2b (gene abi2b). Gene Ontology annotation, biological process: neuron migration. The record is from RefSeq and is a predicted model, not a curated record. Gene Ontology annotation, cellular component: SCAR complex; lamellipodium; actin-based cell projection. Lineage: Eukaryota; Metazoa; Chordata; Actinopteri; Cichliformes; Cichlidae. Gene Ontology annotation, molecular function: SH3 domain binding; signaling adaptor activity.
CCGGCUGUGGGGAGAGCCCUGCGGUAUCGCGGGCGGCCACGGGGGCGCCAGAGAGCGCACCUCUCCGCUAAAGAUGUGAAAAUGGCGGAGCUACAAAUGCUUCUGGAAGAGGAGAUUCCAGCGGGACGAAGCGCGCUGCUGGACAGCUUCACUAAUUUGGAAAGAGUCGCGGAGUACUGCGAGAGCAACUAUGUCCAGUCUCCAGACAAGCAGAGGGCGCUGGAGGAGACCAAGAACUACACCACCCAGUCUCUGGCCAGUGUAGCCUACCUGAUCAACACACUGGCCAACAAUGUCCUGCAGAUGCUGGACAUCCAGGCCUCGCAGCUCCGCCGCAUGGAGUCCUCCAUCAACCACAUCUCACAGACGGUGGACAUCCACAAAGAGAAGGUAGCACGGCGGGAGAUCGGCAUUCUCACCACCAACAAGAACACGUCCCGCACGCACAAGAUCAUCGCCCCGGCCAACCCCGAGAGGCCUGUGCGAUACAUCCGCAAGCCCAUCGACUACAGCCUGCUAGACGACAUGGGCCACGGAGUUAAGGCCAGCGCUCAGAACAUGAAGGCCGGAGGAGGCGGACUCCCUCGCAAACCCCCCACACAGAAGCCCCCGAGCCCACCCAUGACGGGGAAAGGGACGCUUGGGUAUGCGCCACUCCCCUAUAGGACGCUUGAGCCGGUGCGUCCACCCGUUGUCCCUAACGACUACGUCUCAAGCCCGACGCGCAACAUGGCGCACCCCCAGCAGAGCCCUGCACGCACUGCAUCCGUUAAUCAGAGGAACCGCACGUACAGCAGUGGGAGCAGCGGAGGCAGCCACCCCAGCAGCAGUCGCAGCAGCAGCCGAGAGAACAGCGGCAGUGGCAGCGUGGGCGUGCCCAUCGCCGUUCCGACCCCAGCCCCGCCCACCGUUUUUCCAGGUGCUCCUCAGUUCUACAGCAUGAACCGCCCCGCGCAGCAGCCUCAGAACCCUCCGGUGGGAGGCUCCCUGCCGUACCGCCGACCCUCGUCUGUCACCGGUCAGCCCAACGUGACCCACAACCAGAGCCAGCUUAACGGGGGGCCACACUUCGCCCAGAACCAAGGCCCACUCGUGCCCCCUCCCCCCAUGCAGAUCACCCCUCAGCUGCCUCUGAUGGGCUUUGUGGCCCGUGUUCAGGAGACUAUCUCAGACGUGCCACCUCCGCCAGCCGACGAGCCAGUGUUUGAGGAGCCCACACCUCCUCCGCCGCCACCUGAAGACUACGAGGACGAUGAGGAUGAAGAAGAGUCGGCGGUGGUGGAGUACAGCGACCCCUACGCUGAGGAGGACCCGCCCUGGGCCCCACGCAGCUACCUGGAGAAAGUGGUGGCCAUCUACGACUACACCCGCGACAAAGAGGACGAGCUUUCGUUCCAGGAGGGCGCCAUCAUCUACGUGAUCAAGAAGAACGACGACGGCUGGUUCGAGGGCGUCAUGAACGGGACCACGGGCCUCUUCCCCGGCAACUACGUCGAGUCCAUCAUGCACUACGCCGACUGAGCGGCGCCUCCCUGAGCAGGAGAGGGAGCGGGAGGAGCGCUUGUUGGGGAUGGGAGCGGGGGGAGGGAAGGGUUAAAGGUCAAAGACUUUGAUCGAACAGAGCAUGAUCACCUCCGGGCGAAGAGAGCAAAGAGCAGGGAGGCGAAGUGGAGGCAGCUUUUUAGGGUUUUUUUGAAGAAGGACAUGACAGACUCGAUGCUCAGUCAUUCUCUCGACAUAGUCGCCGCUAUAAAACGACCACUACUCUAGAUAUAAGCUUCCCUGUAACGUUUCUUUCUUUGUGACUUUGUUUGAUUAACGAGGAGGACUGGGCGGUGAUGGGUUUGUUACUUUUUGAGAGUUUGUUUCACACUACGAGGCCACUAAAUUGAUUUCUGCUUCUUUUAUGUUUUUUAUUCCUUGUGUUUUUAGCAGUUUGCCCAAUAUUUAUUUGUAGUGGGAGGGGGGGAUGAUGAGUGGGUAGAUGAGGCGCGCGGCCUCGGAGAAAAAGGGCUGGAGGAAAAUGCCUUCAGGUUUCGUUAUUCUCAGACACUCCAGAUGCAACAGCGAUAUCCUCAGUGAGACGCAUGGAUGUGCGGGUGAGGGCACGGAGUGUGCCAAAGCUGAUGAAGAUAAGCACAUCAGAUGUCUUAAGGUGAUCCACGAAGCUAGAUAAACGGGGAAAUCCUCCUUAAGAGUGCUUUAAAUGAUGAACUUUCUUCGUUUUUGUUCCGUUUGUGUGGUUAAAGCGGACGAGUUUAGUCACUACAUGCUUUACUUUGCAGUUUUCAGGUGAAGGAAUCGUCAUCCAGCCCUCAAAUCAGAGAAAGGCGUGGAUUUAAAGUUUGCAGCUCCUGUGAUAAAGUUGGAUGAACAGUCGAGGCGAGCCGUUUACUUUUAUGUCUUUAUCCUAUCUCUUUUGCGUUAACCAAGAGUUGGCGGUCGAGUUUUGCUUACAGAGCGGCAGACUGCAUGUUUGAACUAAUGGAGGGGGGGGGGGGGGGACAAAAAGCUUCUUUUCUGCUCUACUGAUGAUUAAUGUCUUAAUAUUUUUAGAUAUGGUGUGGUUUUGGUUUUUGAUAUUCACCCACGACAAACCACGACGACGAUGCAUUUAGACCAUUUCUAAGAUGCUUGUGCCAUAUUGAAGUGUGUGUGUUGCUGUUUCAGAGGUUAUCACUUCAUUUUGCAAUAAAAAUCGGCCGGAGGGAAGCGGGACUGUCGUCGAAUUACAGAUCUUUAGUUUUUCCCGAGCUGUUUGAAAUCAGAAGCACAUACAUUUGUAGUGAAAGUUAAAAAAAAACAAAAAGGUGUAGAAGAAAUAUUAUAAAUGUGAAGAUGUAUUAUGCCCUCAGACGCAGGAAUUAUUGAAUAUGAAAAGAAGCCAGCUGUUGUGUUUUGAAAUGGUUUUAAGCAUCCCAUUAGGGCCCCGAUACUUUUGUUUUUAAAAAAAGACUGUGAGUUUAGGCACCAUUCGUCCUCCGUACGGUUUUCGAUGCGCUUGGCUGUUGGGUGUUUGCGAGGGCUCAGUGCUUGUACUUCUGUCAGGAUCUUUUUAUUUUCUACUCCCAAAAAAGAAAAAGGGAAAAAAAAGAAAAACAACAACAACAAGUGGGUCUGUAUGUGAGUCUUGCAUGCCAUUGUUAUUAUCUGUACUGGUGUCCCUGAAACCUACGUGGCAAGAUCACCCAUUUCUAAAAAGGCAAGCAGCCCUGCAGCUCUGACCAGGUACCGCCAGCCUCAUCCAAAGAGACUGUACAACUUUACUUCGAGCCCACGUCCGAGGAGCCGCUCGCUGACCUGUGGGGGAGGAGGGACAGAGGGAGGGGAGGAGGGACAGAGGGAGGGGAGGCACUCGGCUUCCUCCUCCCCCCUGACAGUAGCCGUCAUCAGUGGUGAAAAAUCGUUUUUUUGUGUGUGCAUAAGCUGCUAGUGAAUCCUGCGGACAGACUGCAGGUGGGAGAUGAAUGAGAACUUUGACUCUUGAUGCAUAACACUCAUAAACUGACACUAAAAAAUAAAUAGAUAUAUAUCUGAGUGAGGCCCUCUGGUCUGCAGGAUUCACAGCUUCCUGGAGUCACAGACGUCCCAUCGGGAUGUCGAGUUUAACAGUCCAUAAUGCCAUUGUGUUGCACAGUUAAAGUUGAAUUGCAGAAGUAUCAUAUUUGUAAAAUCAUGAGAACAAAGACAAUAAAAUUAUUGAGAUUUA